UACAUAGUUUGAAAGAACCAUAUGAUCAAUCCAAACCAAACUUGUAUCAAAACACAAAGAGCAACAACACUGUCGAAGUUGUCUUGGAUAAAUAUUACUCAGUUAAAUCCAGAAACAAAGGGCUUUAAAACUAUCUUUGUUUAGAAAAUUUGACCAAAUCGUAGCGUUGUAGUUUCGUGAAAACAAGGUUGAUGAUAAAAUCCAAAAUGGGUCGAGAAACAGACAAGGACUUUAAAGAACAGGGAAAUAAGUAUUUCAACGCCAACAAGUUUGACAGCGCUAUCUCCAGCUACUCAAAGGCUAUAGCAUUAAAUCCUAACAUUCCUACGUAUUACACCAACAGAGCCCUCUGUUAUAUGAAAAUAAACAAAUUUGCUCAGGCGGUUCAGGACUCAAGAGCUGCAUUGGAGAGAGAUUCAACACUUGUCAAAGGUCAUUUUUAUCUGGGCAGUUCUUUAUUAGAACUAGAGAAGAUAGAUGAAUCAAUUAAGCAUCUUCAGACAGCAUUUGAACUCGCUAAAAAGGAUCCGGGAUCCUAUUACGAUGAUACAAUUUCUAGUAAACUAAGGUUGGCCCGGAAGAAGAAGUUUAACCUGCAGGAGGAGAAGAGGAUUCAGCAGGAUAUUGAACUCCAGACCUACAUCAACAGGAACAUUAAAGGGAUCAUGUAAAUGUUAAAGCUAAGGAUAUCCCAUUCUAAAGGAAACGGAGAUAACUAUGAUGAAGUUACAGAAGAAAUAUCAAUUGUAGAGGUGGAAGCAGACAAAUAUAUUGCAGAAGUUAACUCACUUUUCUCUAAGGUAGAUGAUCGGAGAACUAAACGCGAGGUCCCAGAUUAUCUUUGUGGAAAAAUAAGUUUCGAACUUCUCAAAGAUCCAGUCAUAACUCCCAGUGGUAUAACAUACGACAGGAAGGAUAUUACUGAACAUUUGGAGCGAGUCGGUCACUUUGAUCCCGUGACCCGAACCAAGCUGACCCAGGAUAUGUUGGUCCCCAACUACGCCAUGAAGGAGGUGGUCGACGACUUUGUUUCAGGAAACGAGUGGGCCUUGUAUUAUUAGAUUCUAGAUGCAUUUCAGUGAUAGAAUUAUAAAUUUUUUAAAUAAAUAUAUGAGCAACAUAUUUGACGAAUGGUGACUUUCGAAUGCAUCGGACUAAAAAGUUAUUAUUAGAACAACAAAUGCAUUUGAAGAAUGAAUGUGGUGAUGUAUUUAUGUAAGCGUAUGUUUACUCUACUGUCGUUUAUUCGUAAAUAUGUAAUGUUUAAUCAACCCUAAGCUGAUUAUAAUUUCCAUAAUAAAGAGUAAGAUUUUAUUCUAA
This is a messenger RNA of Eurytemora carolleeae, 1320 nucleotides long. RefSeq names its product E3 ubiquitin-protein ligase CHIP-like (gene STUB1). Lineage: Eukaryota; Metazoa; Arthropoda; Copepoda; Calanoida; Temoridae. Gene Ontology annotation, cellular component: Z disc; cytoplasm. Gene Ontology annotation, biological process: protein quality control for misfolded or incompletely synthesized proteins; cellular response to misfolded protein; positive regulation of proteolysis. The record is from RefSeq and is a predicted model, not a curated record. Gene Ontology annotation, molecular function: ubiquitin protein ligase activity; protein-folding chaperone binding. The transcript is spliced from 10 exons.